Molecule: messenger RNA, 2825 nt
Organism: Xenopus laevis (African clawed frog)
Lineage: Eukaryota; Metazoa; Chordata; Amphibia; Anura; Pipidae
Gene: plpp7.S
Product: inactive phospholipid phosphatase 7
Exons: 2
Coding region: 1247-2056 (269 amino acids)
Cellular component (GO): nuclear envelope
Molecular function (GO): sphingosine-1-phosphate phosphatase activity
Source: RefSeq, a predicted model, not a curated record
UUGGGAUAGGGCUGAUAAAACAUUUGUGUUUUGCGAGAUGCACAAAACGCAUCCAGACAUUGCUUUUAAAGGAUCAAAUAAAGGCUAUAUUUUAAGCAACAUACUGCCCUAAGUGUCCUGGAGUGCAAGAGCCUGUAAAUGUGAUUUGCUUGCCCAAAUGAGGGUCUAAGGUGCUCAUCACACAGUAGCGCCCUGGAUGGAAUUUAUGCCACGACCAAGUCGAGCAUAUCGUUUAUUUGGGGGAAAGAGAAUAUACUUUAUUGAGUGAAUAAGAGGGGAGAAAUGCCUUGUUAGCCUUCACCCUCCGCCUUCGACCUGACAGAACAGAGAAGAAAGAUCACAGGUCUGUGGUUUGGGCUAGAGGAUGUGGAAGCAGAAGCCAGCGAUCAUAAGUUGAGGCACAAAAGGAAGAACAUUUGGAAAAGGAGAAGUGAAAGAGGCUGAGCGGAGGCUAAUGAGCACAAUGGCAUCUUACUGACCUUCUACUUGGGCCCUUAGAUGGGGAAUUCUCUGGGCAGCGAUAUCUGUGGUACGACAACACCAUCACACUUUCAUUCCCUUACUAAUUGCUUUGGAUUUUCUUAUUUGUGCUUCAUUCAGAGUCCUUCAGGUGUACAUCAGUGGCAUAACUAGGGGCAAAUGGGCCCCACUUUCAAAUACGUACUGGGUCCAGACCAUUUGCUCUGGGGCCCUCUCCACCUUCCUCCUUAUGGUGCACACUUCCAGUUAUACCCCCUCUGCUUUCCCAUUAGCUACACCACUGUGGUAUGUCCAGCUAGUUCUGAACAAGAUAGUUUUAGUAGAAACCUCCAGUGUGUUGUCAGACAGCUGCUCUGAGAUUUCAGCCCAGACCCUGAUGUCAUGGAUGUUACAUCGCCAACAACUACAAGUCCCAAAAUCCUUUAUGUCCCUGGGGGUGGGGAGGAGGCUACAGUACAAGCACCACCAGGCAAGUCUGUCCUCAGAUUACAUGUGUUGCCAUUCCUAUUGGAUUGUUGUGCUGCCAGUUAGUGACUGGCAGGUGGUGUGGGCUGCCCUACUGUGUUACAUGGGGUAAACAGCAUGUGCAUUCUCUGUCUAAAAAUAACUCUUGGGAUGCUUGCUGGGAGAAGUCUGAUUUCAGCUCGUGUAGAUACAGGAAGAACCUGGCUGCCCUGUUCUUUGUGCCUUGUGUCCACCCUGUUCUUCUGUGCCAAGCAGGGCCUCUCCGGUUCAAACACACUAGAACUUUUGGGGUUCUGCAAACAUGCCAGUGCCCCAGAAACGCAUCAGGUUCCGGGACAGGAAUAACGUUCUGGCCAGGCCAGAGUUUAUAACACUUAACCAACCCAUGGGUGCUCAACCAGAAGCCAGAAACUCCGGUAAGAAACCAAGUGGGCAAGCUGGUGGCAACACCAGUGAGAAUGCCAGGGAGCGGCGCCAGAGCCAGCAGCCUCCAGAAGAGGACUGCAUGCAGCUGAACCCAUCAUUUAAAGGCAUCGCCUGGAACUCUCUCAUGGCCAUCGACAUCUGCUUGUCCAAACGUUUGGGUGUCUGCGCCAACAGCACCUCUUCUUGGGGAGGUGCCCGUUCCAUGGUUAGACUGAUUGGGGUAACCAGUCAUGGCUUUCCCUGGAUUGGGGGAACCCUAUUGUGCUUGUGGAAGAGCAGUACCCUAGCAAGGAGAGAAGUGCUGAUGAACCUUCUUCUUGCUCUGAUGUUGGACAUUCUCACAGUGGCCGGAGUACAGAAGCUUUUUAAGCGACGUGGCCCAUAUGAGAUGACCCCUGGAAUUCUAGACUACCUGCUACUUGACGUCUAUGCUUUUCCUGCAGGACAUGCCAGUCGAGCUACCAUGGUUUCCAAGUUUUUUCUCAACCACCUAGUGCUCGCUAUCCCUCUCCGCAUCCUUUUGGUCCUGUGGGCUUUCAUUGUUGGACUGUCCCGAAUCAUGAUUGGCCGCCAUCAUAUUAGCGAUGUCCUUUUUGGGUUUAUCAUUGGUUACAUGCAGUUUAACCUUGUGGAGGUUCUAUGGCUCUCAUCCAACACUUGUCAGAUGUUGGCUUCUCUUUGGUGAGCCAGACAUUAUAAUGGUGCUUGUUGGCCAAGUCAAGAAAGCCAUCUCUGGACUCUAGAGAGACCUUUAAGCACAAUGCAAGGACAUAGUAGUUGAAAUUGGAAAAAAAGGAUACAUCUUUCUAGUUUGGUCUCUGGAAAGCACAGAACAUGUGAGUGGGUCCUCAGAGUCAGGGUCUCUGGCAAUGCCUGGAGGCAAAGUCCGAGUACCACUACAAAGGGGUUGUACAAUUUCAUUAGGCCAUGCCAUUAACAGGCCAGAUUUUUGUGUGUAGUGGGAAUAGAUACACGUGAAGAGAGAUAUGUCUUAAAUUAUUGCUGUAGAGAGGGUACAGAUGGGAGGGCUUAAAAGGGAACUCAAAAACUGGCAUUAUGUAAAAAAACUGGUUUGUUGUUCUUACAGAGGAGGAGGAUUUGCUUGAAGAAUUGAGAAUGACAAAGUCUAGUGGGCAAGUCUGAUGAAGUAAUAUCAUGAUGAUUCAAGAGGUCUCAUGCUAGUCUUCUCUGUAGACAGUAAUAGAUGGUAAUGCUAGCAGGGGCUGUACGUCGAAUUUGAACAUGAUGGGUGGCGAUGCAGUAAAGUUGCUUCCUGAUUAUUGGUGCAAAGGUGGAAACAGUCACAGAGUGGUAGGAAAUGUCUUUUAUGUUUCAGCACCAAUACUAGUCAAUAAAGAUGUUGUUGGGAGAACCAGACAUAAUGUUUCUUGUUCUGUGAUGUCACAUUCAUGUAUAAUAUUUCAUAUGUUUUAUAAAAUCAUAUAAAUGGUUAA